Messenger RNA from Tyto alba (common barn owl), 676 nucleotides. Its product is annotated as feather keratin Cos1-1/Cos1-3/Cos2-1-like. Gene Ontology annotation, molecular function: structural constituent of cytoskeleton. The transcript has 2 exons. The record is from RefSeq and is a predicted model, not a curated record. Lineage: Eukaryota; Metazoa; Chordata; Aves; Strigiformes; Tytonidae. The coding region runs from base 16 to 363 and encodes 115 amino acids. Gene Ontology annotation, cellular component: intermediate filament.
GUCUUUCCUCCGUGUAUGUCUCAGGUGCACCUCCAGCCCCGAGACAUGUCCUGCUGCAGCCCGUGCCAGCCCUGCGUGCCCUGCUGCCAGCCCUGCGGCCCGACCCCGCUGGCCAACAGCUGCAAUGAGCCCUGUGUCAGGCAGUGCCAGAGCUCCACCGUCGUCAUCGAGCCCUCCCCCGUGGUGGUGACCCUGCCCGGCCCCAUCCUCAGCUCCUUCCCACAGAACACCGUUGUGGGCUCCUCCACCUCCGCCGCUGUUGGCAGCAUCCUCAGCUGUGACGGAGUCCCCAUCAACUCGGGGGGCUUUGACCUCUCCUGCAUCACCAGCCGCUACUGCAGCAGACAGUGCCCCCCCUGCUAAAGCUGCUGGCAGCGUCCUUGGGCAGGACCCUCUGAGACCUCAGAACAUGCUGCUGGAAUAGAGAACCAAUGGCCUUGCAUUAAUUGCUUCAGGACAUUGUUUCCUUCUUGCACUCUCUUCUCUCUCUCUCUCCUUUGCUGUCACUGUCUCCCAAAGCCUGCCUAGCAGGGACCUAUUGGCCUCCCUCCUUUUGUGGGACAGGCAGACAGACAUUCCGCAGAAGUUCCAACACACCGUGUUGGCUGUUCCUGGGUUUGCCGUUGAGACAACUCCUUUCUUUCUUUAGACUCAUUAAAGUUGUGCUGCACCCAAA